GAAAAAGAAUUCUUGUGCCGAAAAUCAGAUCUACAGGAUGAACUGAGGCAUCGAGAUCACCAUAUAUCAGAGUUGGAUAAGGAAAUACUUGCUUUGCAUGACAACAUAAGUGCAUUAACCAAGGAACUGGAGUUCAAAGGGAAGGAAGUUCUACGAAUACGUAGCGAAUCUAACCAGCAAAUUAGGCUACAUGAACAAGAUUUAAGCAAGAAACACGAGAAAGAGUUGGAUAUCAUGACAGCUGACCACAUCAGAGAGAAACAAAGCAUGCUGGCAGAUUUUAAUAAGACCCAGGAGCUGCUCAAGGAAAUUAAUUCAGCUUUGCAAGUUUCUUUAGAAGAAAUGGAAGAUAAAUAUCAAAACAGGGAAUCAAGGCCAGAAGACCUGCAGCUUAUUGCAGAGCUGAAAGACCUGAUUGCUGAGAGGGAUCAGCUGAUAAAGAAGCUGAUUGAUGACAAAAAAUUCUAUCAACUGGAACUAGUUAAUAGGGAGACAAACUUCAACAAAGUGUUUAAUGCAAGUCCUAAUGUUGGUGUUAUUAAUCCUCUAGUAAAGCAAAAGAAGAAGAAUGAUAGAUCAGCAAACAGGUUUGUGAGUGUCCCCAAUCUAAGUGCAUUGGAAUCUAGUGGAGUGGGCAAUGGACAUGCUAACCGCCUGGACCCUAUUCCCAAUUCAUCCAUCCACGAUAUUGAGUUCAACAGCAGCAGACCACUUCCACAGCCAAUACCACCCAAAGAGCCCAAGAUGGUUUUGAGCCCUCCUCAGACUGAAGCUUCUUCAAUGGCUUCACCAGAUCCACAACGUCAGGAAUGGUUUGCUCGUUACUUCACAUUCUGAGAGAUUAUUUUUGAAUGGCACAGCAUGGUGUGGACUGUACUGUUCAUAAUAGCAUGACCUUACAAUAAAUCCUUAUGUGAAACAAGCUUUCUUGUAAUAUGUCAAACACUGUGAAUGAGAACGUAUUUGUCUCUCUGAUUUGAAAAUGCACUGUAUUUUAUGUGAUACUUGUUGGAAUCACUUGACAUAGUUAUAUAAAUGUGCUUAAUGACACUUAUUUUUAUUUAAAACUGAAAAGUAUUUAAACUUUGUAAUUACUGCAUAAUAAAAUUUCAUAGAAUAAACACAAUCUUUCCUCUACUUUUCCUAUAAAUAUGUAUUUUCUUUGGUUUCAGGGAAGGCUUUCAC
Molecule: messenger RNA, 1185 nt
Organism: Python bivittatus (Burmese python)
Lineage: Eukaryota; Metazoa; Chordata; Lepidosauria; Squamata; Pythonidae
Source: RefSeq, a predicted model, not a curated record